AUGGCUGAUGUUUACGGGAGGUCCCGAGGGCUGGCGGACCUCAAUAGAGAAGUCGAAGGGGACCACAGAAAGAUGGAAGCCCGAAAUACGAAGGAUUACUGGAAUUUCCUGGCCAUCUUGCCGCUGGAGAUCCAAGGCUGGGUGAAGGGGGGUCAUCCUCAGACUUGCGACCAGGCGGUAGCGCUGGCGGAAGAUUUCCUGCGGAGACGUCAAGAGGCUGGGCAGCUGGAACAGGAAGAGCCAAAACCAACCCAGGAGGUGGCUGUGAAUAUCCCAUUCCCUACCAGUGAGAGCCCUUCAAGUACCACUGGAGAGAAGCGGUUUUGCGUCACGGCCAAGAAGGAGGGUGAUGGGGAGGCCAGCACUGAAGAAGAAAGCGGGGACCUGAACCAAACCAGAGUGGUAAAGAGGAGGCGGAGAAGCCGAGGGGCAAAGGUCUGCACCAUAUGUGGGAGAAGCUUCAGCCGGACCACCAUUCUCAUUGCACACCAGAGAACACACACUGGGGAAAAACCCUUCAUGUGCAAAGAUUGUGGGAAAUGCUUCAGCUUGAAGUCUACCCUGGUGGCGCACGAAAGGACCCACACGGGGGAGAGGCCCUACACAUGCUCACAGUGUGGGAAGAGCUUCACGGUGAGCUCAGACCUGACCCGACACUACAGGAUUCAUAUCGGAGAGAAGCCGUUCAACUGCUCGGAGUGUGACAAAAGCUUCGGCCGGAAAACGCAGCUCCUCAGCCAUCGCAAAGUGCACACGCGAGAGAAGCCGUACAAAUGCUCGCAGUGCGGGGAGGGCUUCAGCCGCAACUCCAGCCUCAUGAUCCACGAAGGGUCCCACACGGGAGAGAAGCCGUUCAAAUGUCCGGACUGCGACAAAUCCUUCAACACUUCCUCUCAGCUGGUGAAGCACCACCGCGUGCACACGGGGGAGAGACCGUACACCUGCUCGGAAUGCGGGAAGAGCUUCAGCCAGAGGCAAAUCCUGAUGGUGCACCAGCGAAUCCACACGGGGGAGAAGCCCUUCAAAUGCGCCACCUGUGGGAAAUGCUUCUGUGACCGUGCUGUCCUCAUUAGGCAUCAGAACGUCCACACGGGGGAGAGGCCGCACCAGUGCACAACCUGCGGGAAAAGCUUUUCGCACCGCGCUGUCCUUGUUCGGCACCAGAAAAUUCACACAAGAUAA
Gekko japonicus is the source of this 1182-nucleotide messenger RNA. Its product is annotated as zinc finger protein 501-like. Bases 1 to 1182 code for a protein of 393 amino acids. The record is from RefSeq and is a predicted model, not a curated record. Gene Ontology annotation, molecular function: DNA-binding transcription factor activity, RNA polymerase II-specific; RNA polymerase II cis-regulatory region sequence-specific DNA binding. Gene Ontology annotation, biological process: regulation of DNA-templated transcription. The transcript is spliced from 4 exons. Lineage: Eukaryota; Metazoa; Chordata; Lepidosauria; Squamata; Gekkonidae.